AUGUCUCACUCUCCCAAGGAUGAUUUCUCGCAUCACCUUUAUGAGUUCAUCGAAGAAGUGGAAAAGUUAGAAAGCUAUUGCGUGGGAGGCUAUCACCCUAUAACAAUCGGUGAUUCUAUUCAUGAUCGCUAUCAAGUGGUUCAAAAGCUCGGCCACGGCACGUACUCAACCGUCUGGCUAGCCCAGGAUCAAAAAUUUGGCAAAUACGUCGCUAUCAAAGUGUGUACCGCGAAUUCGAACCCACAUGAAUUCAGCGUCCUUUCGGAACUUUCCACGCAACAAAGCUCAAGCAUUAGCUUAGGAAAGGCAAUGAUACCUUCGGUAUUAGAUAGAUUCGAGAUUCGAGGACCGAAUGGUACGCACCCUUGUUACGUGACAAUCCCGGCGAGAAUGAGUCUUUCCGAUGCAAAAGAUGGAUCAUAUAACCGCCUCUUCCAGUUAGAGGUUGCUCGGGCCUUGGGUGCACAGCUAGUCCUUGCAGUUGAGUACGUCCACUCUCAAGGGUUCGUUCACGGGGAUCUUCAUUAUGGAAAUGUUCUCGUCCAGCCACCUUUCGACCUAAACCAACUCCCUGUGGAGGAAUUAUACAAAAAGUACGGAGAGCCGGAUUUUGAAGCAAUACGACGGUUCGAUGGGCAACCGCUCCCACCAAAUAUCCCAUCACGGGCCGUGUUACCAGUCUGGCUCGGUGAAGCAAGUGACAAUCUUAAACUCUCAGGAGCCAAGAUCUUGCUCAGUGAUUUCGGAGAGGCGUUCUCCCCUUCCAAGCAACAGAGAUUUGAGUCCCACACUCCGCUUGUGGGCCGACCAUCUGAGGCUCGGUUUGAACCACAUAAGCCUCUGUCCUUCCCAUCAGACAUCUGGUCACUCGGAUGCUCUUUAUGGGACAUCAUAGGUCAGAGCUCACUUUUUGACGGCAUGUUUGCCACCGAAGAUAGCAUUACUUGCGAACAUGUCGAUACACUUGGUAUGCUGCCCCCGGAAUGGUGGGAUAAAUGGGAGGGGCGACAUGAUAGUUUCACGGAAGAUGGCAAACCGAUCAAUCGGAACCCUUACCGGUCGUGGGAGGACCGGUUCGAACAAGAUAUACAGGAGCCUCGACAGAGGAACGGCAUGCCGCGCAUUGAAAUGGCCGAGAGAGAUGCUAUCUUUAAGAUGCUGAAGUCGAUGCUUGAAUUCAGGCCUGAGAAUCGCUCUACUGCGAAGCAGGUUCUCGAAUGUGAAUGGAUGGUCAAAUGGGCUUUGCCUGAGUACGAGAAGAUUCGAAGCAUAUGA
This is a messenger RNA of Penicillium bovifimosum, 1275 nucleotides long. RefSeq lists its product as uncharacterized. The transcript has a single exon. The coding region runs from base 1 to 1275 and encodes 424 amino acids. Gene Ontology annotation, molecular function: ATP binding; protein kinase activity. Lineage: Eukaryota; Fungi; Ascomycota; Eurotiomycetes; Eurotiales; Aspergillaceae. Gene Ontology annotation, biological process: spliceosomal complex assembly; protein phosphorylation; regulation of mRNA processing. The record is from RefSeq and is a predicted model, not a curated record.